AUGUGUCUGGAUGGUGACUGUAUCAUUGUGUGUGACAGGUUCCUAUAAGGUGUGAGGAUGUCGCUGUCUAUUUCUCCAUGGAUGAGUGGGAGUAUUUAGAAGGACACAAGGAUCUCUACAAGGAUGUGAUUAUUGGGAAUCAAGAGCCGUACAGACCCUCUGGUAAGAUAUGAUUUAUCAUCAUAAUUCUCUUUUUCACAUAAUGACCAAGUAAAUGUUUCUGAAGAAAUGUACAGAAAAUGUGAUAUAUAAUUUGCUAGUUCUUUAAAUAACUUUCCAACUAUUAAUGUUUCUUCCAGAAGAUGAUAAGUCUACAUCUGAUGAAUUCCACACCGCUUUUUAUUUACCUGACUUUGGAACCAAAGAUGAAUCAAGUCUUAAGUCCAAUAAUGCAGAAAAUUAUCAGAAAAUCAGAAGAUCAAAGAGAAGGCAGACUAAGUCUAUAGUACAUUUAUCUCAAGAAUCUCCGUUAGAUAAGGAAGACAUUGAAACACCCACAGAAUAUAAACAAGCAGAAUAUUUGUCUACUCAUGUUAAGCAGAAAUCCACCUCGUAUAAAGGAGACCUUACAGGCACUGACGCUUAUACAUGCACAGAUAAUACACAGCCAACUUUGAACAAAUUCGUAAUUGAAAAGAGGAAGCCUGAGCAAUAUAUUAAUCCUAAAUCUGUAAAAUCUCCCAAGGACCCAGUGGACAUGUUCAACUGCUCUACAGAGUCAGACUCUGUUUUACAUGAGAUGCAUCACAGACAAGAUAAACAGUUUUCAUGUUCUGAAUGUGGGAAAUGUUUUAGGCUAAAACAUGAUCUUAUUAAACAUCAAAGGAUUCACACAAGGGAAAAACGGUUUAAAUGCACAGAUUGUGGGAAAUGUUUUACACGGGCUUUAUAUCUAUCUUCACAUAAAGUGAUUCACACAGGAGAAGGGACAUUUAAAUGCAAUGAAUGUGGCAAGUGUUUUACCCGGGCUGCACAUCUUGCUUCACAUAACAUGACGCACACUGGAGAGAAACCAUUUAAAUGCAAUGAAUGUGGAAAGUGUUUUAGUCAGGCCGGACAUCUUGCUUCGCAUAAAAUUAUUCACACAGGAGAAAAACCAUUUAAAUGCUCUGAAUGCGGGAAAUGUUUUACUCGCGCUGCACAUCUUGCAUCACAUAAAAUGGUCCACACUGGAGGGAAACCAUUUAAAUGCUCUGAAUGCGGGAAAUGUUUUACGCGCGCUGCACAUCUUGCAUCACAUAAAAUGAUUCACACGGGAGGGAAACCAUUUAAAUGCGAUGAAUGUGGGAAAUGUUUCAGCAUAGUGCAUAAUCUCAUUACACAUCAGAAGAUUCACACCGGGGAAAAAACUUUUAAAUGUGAUGAAUGUGGGAAAUGUUUUAUACUCAAGCAUAAUCUAAUUGCACAUCAGAGUAUUCACACCGGUGAAAAACCAUUUGAGUGUGCAGAAUGUGGGAAAUGUUUUAGGCUUAAGUAUGUUCUAACGAUGCAUCAGAGGAUUCACACAGGUGUAAAACCAUUUAAAUGCACUGAAUGUGGAAAAUGUUUUACUCACAGCUCAAAUCUUUCUUCACAUAAAAUGCUUCACAGAGGAGAAAAACCGUAUAAAUGCAAUGAAUGUGGGAAAUGUUUUAGCCGAAGCACACAUCUUGCAAAACAUAAACGGAUUCACACAGCAUAAAGUUGCACUUUAUCACUUUAAUAAUAUGCAGCAUUGCACUAGUGGUUUUUAUUUUUUUCAGUAAUAUGUUACUGAAAUUUUACUUUUGGAGCAAGCAAUGGAACAUUAAUUAUUGUUAUGUUGGUUUGAAUAAUGAUUUCUACGAGUUGAAAACCGGUUUCCCAUAAUCCACAUUGUGUUAAACAUAAUAAAGACUGUUUUGAAAAAUAAGAAAUAUAUUUGCAUAACACAGUUGAACAUCCG
Molecule: messenger RNA, 1924 nt
Organism: Pelobates cultripes (western spadefoot toad)
Lineage: Eukaryota; Metazoa; Chordata; Amphibia; Anura; Pelobatidae
Source: the annotation of a GenBank genome assembly